Molecule: messenger RNA, 203 nt
Organism: Psilocybe cubensis
Lineage: Eukaryota; Fungi; Basidiomycota; Agaricomycetes; Agaricales; Agrocybaceae
Exons: 1
Source: RefSeq, a predicted model, not a curated record
UCAACGUCGCCAAUUCCAUCACUCCAUCGCCAAUCCCUUCACAUAAGCUGCCUGUUGGGUAUCCCGACAUUCUUGACGGUGAAACAGUCGUCAAAAUCACGUACGAUAAAUCAAAAGAAGAACGAAUUCUUGGAAUCAAGUUUCACACAAAACUGGAAACCACCAAGGAUACUCUGGAGGACUUUGCUAGGCGUGGGUGGUAA